AUGAACGGUACCACGCAGACGUCUAAACAUGGCAGACCGGUUCCGGCUGGCGUUACUCCCCCAGCCCCUGCUACCGCACCGCCAGCACCGCCAGCACAUCAAGCUCCAAAUAAUCGUCAGGUGAAUGGCCUUACAACUAAUGGCGCACAUGCGCCUGUCCAGAAAGGGAAGAAGAAGGCCGUCGAGCAGCCAGUUGAUCCGUCUCAAAUGUACGAGACCUUGAAGAACCGUAUAGCAGCACUGGAGGAGGAGGAAGUGCACGAAGAAGAGGAAGAAAGGAGAUUUGCGGAGGAAGCGCAGGAUUCUGUAUCAGGGAUGAGCGAGAAUGCCAUACACUCAAAGUACAUCGAGCUUAACCCGAGGCAGCGACUCAUUCCUGAUCAGUUUGCAGAGCUAAAGCGGGUAGAGCGAGACCACGCCAAGGAGAAGCAGAAGCUAGUCAAAGACAAGGAUGCAGCGAAAAGCCAACUAACCAAAGCGAAUCAAACGAAAACAAAGAUGGAGAACUUGGCUCGGGAGCUCCAGAAGGACAACAAGAGACUACGGGAGGACAGUAAACGGCUAGCAGCAUGUGUGGAGGAGGCACAGGAUGAGAUCUUGCAAAUGAAAAACGACAUGGCGAAGCGCGCGGAACGGGCGAAGAUUCAGGAGAGCAAGUACCGGGAAACACCUGAUAUCGUCGUCAGGGUGCAUUGCAAGUACCGUGCAGAGCUGUAUUUCAAAAUAUCGCGGAAGACCAAACUUUCUAGAUUGUUCAACGCUUGGACGGAGCGCAUGGAACUGGGUCCUGGGAAGAAGAAUGAUGCAAAGGGUUCGCUUGGUUCACUGCAGCCAAAUGGCAUAGCUUUUGCGAAUGCCACGAGCACUAGUGCAACAUCAUCUCUCCUGUCAGGUUCCAUGCAGUUUAUCUUCACACACGCAGGGCGAAAUCUAGAGGCAGACCAAACUCCAGAGGAAGCAGGAAUUGAGGAUGGAGAUGUGAUUUUGGCCGUCGAGAUCAUGGAUCUCACUGAGGGACCGGGGACAGAGGAACUGGUCAGUCAAGAACCGUUGGGCGCCACAUUUGGUGAGCGAUUCAUCGAUCUCAUACAGGACGAACCAGAGCCUCGACGUCAGAAGUUGAAGAAGGAGUGGGUUGAAAAUCCUCGAGAAGCGAGAAAGACGGUGGAAGAAAUAUUCGAUGGAGUUGUUCGUGAACGUCUGAAAGAGGUUCUGCGUCAAUACGAGCUCAGAGAGCGACACUUUGAAUGUGUCAUACGAUCCAAAGAGUUGGAGGUCCUCCUAUCUCGAGCGCGUGCUGCGGAACAAAAACAACUGGCAGAAGGGGAGAAGACUCGAGGCGAUAAGCUUGAGGAAGACACCCACAAGCUGCGAAAAGAGUUGCACGAGGUGACGGAACAGCAGACCAAUUUAGUGAACAAGCUGCUGGCAUGCUGUCAUGAGUCGGGCGACGAACGGAUACAACGGCUGUUUGGUUCACUUCGAGAUGAGCUAGAGACACACAGGAAGUCAAAUGCUAACGGAAAUCCGACACGCCCGCCAGAAACAGAGGUAAUCUAA
Fibroporia radiculosa is the source of this 1560-nucleotide messenger RNA. RefSeq lists its product as uncharacterized. Lineage: Eukaryota; Fungi; Basidiomycota; Agaricomycetes; Polyporales; Fibroporiaceae. The record is from RefSeq and is a predicted model, not a curated record. The transcript is spliced from 12 exons. Bases 1 to 1560 code for a protein of 519 amino acids. Gene Ontology annotation, molecular function: syntaxin binding.